AUGUCGGCCUUUGCGCUCAAAUCGGGUUUGAGAAAGAGCAUGCUUCGGACUUUGCGAUCAAUGUCAGAUGUGCGAGUGGAGGAGCAAUCCCAGACGGUGUUCCGUAUACUCUCACAACAACCUUUCUACCGUGAUGCCAAGACCGUGGGAUGUUACCUAUCCAUGGCUCAUGCCGAACUUCGUACACCUCUCAUUGUAGAUGAUCUUCUUUCUCACGGACAGAGCCUGUUUGUGCCCUAUCUCCCCCCCACCCCCGCUGAUCCAAUCGAUCAAUCGACAUUCCACGCUCCUUCCGCUUCAGUAGAGAACACCAUCGAUGCUGCCGAUAUGCAUUUCCUCAGACUUUAUUCCAAGGAAGACCAAGCUGCAUGUCCAUUGGACAAAUGGGGUAUCUUGGAUCCUGGAGUGCAUAGGGGAGAUGAUCCGUCACAGCCGAGGAGACAAGAUGCUUUGAAUCUUGACGCACCUGAUUUGGACGUGAUACUUUUACCAGGUGUCGCUUUUGACCAUUCAUGCAAUAGAUUGGGAAGAGGGAAAGGAUAUUAUGAUCGCUACAUUCGUCGAUAUACCAACACCAGACCAUCCCCUCUUCUAGUCGGCCUUGCUUUAACACCGCAAAUCUUACCUCCGGGAGAAGAGGUCCCCACGACAGAAAUGGAUGCCAGUUUGGACUGUGUCAUCUCCCCUUCUGGUCUCACGUGGCGGAAAGGAGCGGAAAGACAUAUCCCUCGCUCAAUAUCUGGCAUCUAUAGAGGAGCUAUCAUGAUUGACGGGCCAACAUCUGUUGAUCAGAUGCAUGGUUUGUUCUCAGAGCUGUUCUACUACCCUGGUCACACAUUCUCACCUUUACCACAUUUUGACAUCUCUCAGCAACCUCAGUCACCGUCGAGAAUUGUAUUCUACGCUCUCCGCCCAACCCCUUCAUCUCUCCGUCUGGCCAUAGCUUUCAUCCAAGAUCAAAGUCCGCAUGUUCAACGUCUUAGGCGACACUUGUACCCAGGGGCCGUCAUCCGUCUUCCCUCUACAGACUUUCGUUCAGAGAGCAUCUGCCCCGCCUUGAUGAACGAACCGAUUUUUCAGCUUGACUCUCAGCGACCGGGAAUGGAGAUCAUCCGUCUCUUUCCUCACAAAGAUGGCGGUACAGAAUGGUCACUCUGUUUGUCGGAUUCACCACACCAUACGAAGCAAGGUUUGUCACCGCUGUCUAGACCUAUGGAAGAAGUCGGAUUGUUUAGGUCCGUAGUAGAAGCUCGUCCACAUGGGAACAAAUAUGGAACUGGUUAUCAAGUCAAACAUGAGGUUUCGAUCUCGAAGUACGCCGUCCUCAACAUCCCGUUGGCCGUUGUCACUCCGGCUCAAAGGAUCAAGCCGACAGCCGGUGCCUUUCUCCCUUCUGCACCGCCUCCGGAGCCCCACAGCUUCAACCACCUGCAGAGGGUGUAGUCGACGAAGGAUACAUCGACCGAAGUCUCCGUGACAAGGUUUUCAUUCUUCUGUUCUGUACCCUGGGCCUUGGAAUCGAAGUCGUCAGCUCCACAAGAGGUCCCGAUUGACACGGACAACAAGUCUACGUACAUCGCCCCUGGACAGGACCGCGCGGGCCCCCACAAAUGAACUCCCCACAAAAGGUACACCCCCCCAACGUCAUCAAUUGAGACAGUACUCAAACGCGCCCCUCUGACCUCCGUGUCCUUCCUUGCAUGUUACACCCACGGACAGGUGUAGCGUAACGCAUAGCCAGUAGACAUGGUGAGACUUUGACCGGGUUCUAAAAUGGUGGCUUGGCAAAGGGUGGCUGUGUAAACGUUUGUUUCCCACAUACCCGAGUGGUUGUUCCACUCUGUUCUCUCACCUGUCAGAAGGGAAUACACCCGCUGGCCGCUGAACCGUUAACGACUGUCCGUCCACUGACAUGGGGGUCUCAAGGAGUUCGUUGGAGGAUAUAAACUGACCCGGACACCCCUUACGUCCAUCCCUUCUUCCAACUUCUUCUGACUUUUCAUUCAAUAAGACC
Messenger RNA from Tremella mesenterica DSM 1558, 2014 nucleotides. RefSeq lists its product as uncharacterized. Gene Ontology annotation, cellular component: mitochondrion. Lineage: Eukaryota; Fungi; Basidiomycota; Tremellomycetes; Tremellales; Tremellaceae. The transcript is spliced from 11 exons. The record is from RefSeq and is a predicted model, not a curated record. Gene Ontology annotation, biological process: folic acid-containing compound biosynthetic process; tetrahydrofolate interconversion. Bases 1 to 1443 code for a protein of 480 amino acids. Gene Ontology annotation, molecular function: 5-formyltetrahydrofolate cyclo-ligase activity.